UUGUGUCACUGCCAUCUCGACGCGAACCAAUUCAACUGAGGCUCUCUGCCCUCGGACCGCUGUCGCGCCGCGCUUCCCCUUAUGAACAGAGACCGCCCCGUCCCCGCUGGCCCCAGACGGGAAAACCAGUCGCCCCCAAGGAGGUCGCGCAACUCCAGUCCCACCAAGACUGGCUCCAUCAACCGGCCCACUAUCGAUGCUCCGAUGCUCAGCGCUUCGUCCUCCAACAAUCAUUCUUUAUUCUCCUUUGGUGGCAGAAAUGGCUUGUCCGACGACGUGACCGACAGCAACACCUCGUUCGAGUUCCUCCCCUCUGUCAGCUUCGACGACCUGCAGAGCAGCCUGGAAUCCGCUUCGGCAGACUUCCGGCUGACCCAGUUCCCAUCCCCGACCGGCCAAGGAACUAUCCUGGGAAGCAGUGCGCUCGCAGCACACGACAUGGUGGAACAGGAACGUCCCGAUGGGACGAGGAAUGCCACGAGUAACCAUGCUCCCGUGCAACAGCCGGCUGUCACGCGCUCCCGUACUGGCUCCAUUCUGCGGAGGCCGAGCACCUCCAGUAGACAUACAAGCAUAACAUCAACUGCACCCACCGCCUCCAGCCUCACAAACGCUCCUAUCCCCCCUGCGGCCAUGCGCUCGCGUCGCCAGAGCCAUUACCCCCCGGUCUCCAACGCCAGCAUCAUUAAGCCGCCAAGGAAAUCGACUGGAGAUGUGGUGGCCGGAGGGGAGCUUGAGCCUCGCAAGCGAAGACCCAGCGUGGCGUCCCUGUCGGAUAGGAACGGACUGGAACCUACAACAAGAUCUUCUGUCGACGGUGGAUCCCGCCCCGCGGGCGAUUUCCUGCGGGCUCACGCCAGCUCGCGAAGUUCAAAGGCGAAAUCCGUGCAGCCGCCGCCGAGAGCCAGCCAGGCCAUGUUGUCCCCAGACACGAGCGCUCUGUCGCUGGACCACAGCCACAUCUCGCUGGCACUGCCCCGGUCACCUCGCGCCGCUGCCAAGGGCUCAAAUCCAGCCGCGAUGAAGCGCAUGUCGGUCAUGCCCGGGGUGCCAGCCCUCCCUCAUGCUACCGGGCUCGGUGCGAGAACCAUCAGCCCCACUGAUACGAGGCGGUUGAAACGUCUAUCCAUGCAUUAUACACAAGGACAAACGCCUGCUUCAAUAUUGCCGAAUCCGCCGCCGCUAUCAGCCGACGUCCGCUCCUCGUCCCGUUCCCCUUCUAUGCUUCCCCGAAAGAUAUCGACUCCAUCCUCCUCCCGGACGACACCCGAUCCGAAUAGGAAGUCGUACAGUUCAGGUCUUUCUGCCACCUCCAACGCCAGCUUCAACACCGCGGCACGGACAUUGGCUGUGUCGGGUCAGCAGCGCAACUCCCAGGGUGCCGGCUCGAGGUUACCUGCUCCGAAGGCCCUGAGUCUACACAACUCGGCUAGCCACGACGAAGACGAGGGUGUCCCCCCGGUUCCGGCGAUACCAAAGGCGUACGAAUCGCCCAAGGAUACCUUGGCUGAGACGGUUUUCUUGGAUAAGAGGAAGUCAAACCUUGGGUUUGACGCCAGCAGCAUCCAUAGCAAUUCGACCGGGAGUGUUUCCGGGGCCUUGAAUGAAGCAACGCCUGCCAAGGUGCAGCGCAGGUCUAGCCAUCGCAAGACAGUUCAUGCUUCCAAGUUGGAUAUGGAAGCAAAGCCUGUGGCGCCGCAAUCCAAGAAGACGUUACAGCCGUUGAGGCUUCCACCGAUUACGCUGGGUCCGUUGAGUACGCCAACUGCUGCCAGGAUAGCCGCUCUUCAGGAACAAGGCUCGUCGGAAAGGAACCUCUCCCCUUCCCCAGUCCGACACAUCUCAAAGACGCCGACGACGCCAAUGACGGCGUCCAAAGGAACCUUCUUCUCUCGCACACGGCCCGAUGAAAGAACUGACAUUCAGCAUCUCAGAAGCAGCAGCUCAAUACACAAGUUUAGGCGUGAGACCCCGCCUCCACCUGAGCCAGCGAGUUCAUCCGACUCAUUCACCGCUGUCAAGAAUGGGGGCCAGAGAGCUGGUCCCUCACCAUUUUUGAGCUCCUCUCUCCCCAAGGGAGGUCAUAUGGAAGCUGCCUUCCUGAAGAGGUCGAAAACAGGCGGCGAUUUUACCGCACCGCUAGACGCGGCUCCUGAUGCGGCAAUUCAUCACACCAAACCUUCCGGGCCACGGGCGCAAAAGCUUGCGCCAGCACGGCCUCCAAAAUCUCCGCCGCCACUGUCGAGUCCCGACGAGCCGCCGACUCCCUCGUCUAUGACCUCGCUAAGGAGAAAGCUGAGCUUGUCAUGGAAGCGAAGUGCGUCUAAGAACAGCGGGAACCAGGCACAGCCCGAGAAGGGCGAGCACAAGCCUGUUAAUCACGAUUCCAUGCCCCCGCCUCGUAUUCCCGCCUCGGCUACGACGAACAGCAUCCCAACUGGCAAGCCCCCGAGCCCCGCGCCGUCGACCAAAUCCAGCGGGACAGGAACGUACCUGGAGUCGAGGAGGCGCAAGAGCUCAGCCUCGAGUCUGAACGCAAUCGUUGCACAGGAACAACGCGGCCGCCCCGAUGGCAGUGCAGUGAAGAAGGAAUCCACGCUUGACACGGUUGCCGAGCGCACCACAGUCCCCCACAACUCGUCUGUUGUCCAGAGGAUUCUCAAGCCCAGGAAUUCAGCCGCCGCCCUGCGGCCCCACGAUGUCUGGACGUCAGAACUCGACAAGGACGACCUGAUCGCCGAAGAGGAGAUGAAGAAGCUCGGGUUACGGCGCAAGGACACAGAGCUGGCUGCCCGAACCCUGGAUGCGCUUAGGAAGCGUGCCAGUGCGAAAGAGCGUGUCAACCCACAGGAGGCUAUCCGGAUCGCCAUGCUCAACAUCUACGAGAGAGGUGAGAUCGUGGACUACAAGGACGUCUACUUCUGUGGCACGCAAAAUGCUGCCAAGGUCGUCGGGGAUCCCCAGUCGGACAGUCCCAACUUCGGCUAUGACGACGAGCGCGGGGACUACACCAUCGUGCCCGGCGAUCAUCUCGCGUAUCGGUACGAGAUCAUUGACGUGCUUGGGAAGGGAAGCUUUGGACAGGUGGUCCGCUGCAUUGACCACAAGACUGGUGUUCUGGUUGCGGUCAAGAUCAUCCGCAACAAGAAGCGGUUCCACCAGCAGGCUCUGGUUGAGGUGAAUAUUCUGCAGAAGCUGCGCGAAUGGGAUCCCCACAACAAGCACAGCAUGGUCAACUUCACUCACAGCUUUUAUUUUCGUGGGCAUCUCUGCAUCUCCACCGAGCUCCUCGAUAUGAACCUCUACGAGUUCAUCAAAUCAAAUGCCUUCCGUGGCUUCUCGCUCAAGAUGAUCCGCAGGUUCACCAAGCAGAUGCUCAGCUCGCUCAACUUGCUCAAGCAGCACAAGGUCAUCCACUGUGACCUGAAACCAGAAAACAUUCUUCUACGGCAUCCUCUACACACUGAGAUCAAGGUCAUCGACUUUGGAUCCAGUUGUUUCGAAAACGAAAAAGUGUAUACGUAUAUUCAAUCCAGAUUCUAUCGCUCCCCCGAAGUUAUCCUCGGCAUGACUUACGGCAUGCCCAUCGACAUGUGGUCUCUUGGCUGCAUCCUGGCCGAGCUCUAUACCGGCGUGCCUAUCUUUCCCGGCGAGAACGAGCAGGAGCAGCUGGCCUGCAUUAUGGAAGUGUUUGGGCCUCCCGAAAAGCACCUGAUCGAGAAGUCGACCCGCAAGAAACUCUUCUUUGACAGCAUGGGCAAGCCCCGGCUCACCGUCUCGUCCAAGGGCCGCCGCCGGCGUCCGUCCUCCAAAACGCUGCAGCAAGUCCUCAAGUGCGACGAUGAGCCCUUCCUCGACUUCAUCGCCCGCUGCCUCCGUUGGGACCCGGAUCGCCGCAUGAAGCCCGAGGAAGCUAUCCGCCACGAGUUCAUCACGGGCCAAAAGACCUCUGUCCCUGUUCCCCGCUCCGCUGUCCGCGACUCCUCCCCUUCCAAACGCGUCAACUCCCUCGGCGCACCGAGACCCCUGCCCGAACCCCCCGCCGCCGCUGUCGUCAAGACCAGUAGCACCAUCGCUUCCCUCCGCACGCGAGACAACACCACUGCUGGGUUUGCUCAUCACCACCACCAUCACCACAGCGGCGGGCCAAUGAAACCGGGCGGUGGUGUCCCGUCCUCGGUCACCACCCGCCGCACGUCGGGCACCACGGCUGGUGGCAUUAAUACCGCGGGCGGCGUGAAACGCGCCAGCUCGGGCACCAUCACGACGGCGCAUUUCGGUAACGGCACGAGCGGCACCGGCAGUGGUGGGAGUGGUGCAGCGCCGUCGCUGAGUAACAGUAACCUGCCGAGGGCGUCGAUUCGUAGUGUGAGCGGCUCUCUGGCGACUACUGCGGGUAUUGGUGGCGCUGGUGCGGGUGGGGUGGCCCACCACCACCACAACAAGACGGAUUCUUUGGCCGCUGCCGGGGCGACGGCUGCGAUGAGUCGGCGUGCUUAGGAGGCACGCUUGGAGAGCCGGAGGAGGUGGGAGAGGAUUGGGUCUUGGUGAUGGGCUUUGUUGUUGGUUUUUGGUGUUGACUGUGCUGGGUGAAAUAAACGGGGUCUUUUUUUAUGGGGUUGGGGCAACGGUGGUUGGCGGUGUGGUAGAGUGGUUGAUGGGCGUAGG
Molecule: messenger RNA, 4668 nt
Organism: Parathielavia appendiculata
Lineage: Eukaryota; Fungi; Ascomycota; Sordariomycetes; Sordariales; Chaetomiaceae
Exons: 3
Coding region: 82-4500 (1472 amino acids)
Biological process (GO): peptidyl-serine phosphorylation; peptidyl-threonine phosphorylation
Cellular component (GO): cytoskeleton; cytoplasm
Molecular function (GO): protein serine/threonine kinase activity; ATP binding; protein serine/threonine/tyrosine kinase activity
Source: RefSeq, a predicted model, not a curated record